Triticum turgidum subsp. durum (durum wheat) is the source of this 2850-nucleotide messenger RNA. The record is from the annotation of a GenBank genome assembly. Lineage: Eukaryota; Viridiplantae; Streptophyta; Magnoliopsida; Poales; Poaceae.
AUGAGGAGGGGCGGGUCCUCCUCCUCCGCUGCGGCGAACGGCGGCGGCGGCGGCGGCGGCCUGGCGAUCACCGAGCGGCAGAAGCCGGCGCCGUCGCGCGUGGCGGCGCUGUUCCAGAUGCUCGCCAAGCGGAAGCUCUUCUCCUCCUCCUCCUCCAAGAAGACCAAGCUGCUCGCCCCAGUGCGCGAGCAGAGAUUCUUAUCGCCUGGGAGGCCACCCGCCGCCGCCGGCCGCGCCGGCGAGAAGACGCCGGUGGCCAAGAAGAGGCCUCUCCUGCUUGAUUCGGCAGACUAUGCAAGGAGUAAAAGCGAAAGCCAUGGCACCAGCCGCUUGCCACCGCCAACCCAAGACAGCAAUUCCAGUGAAAUGCGCACCCCGGGUGUCGUUGCACGGCUAAUGGGCCUCAGCUCAAUGCCGGCUAUCAGCCAUGAAAGGUCAGCCAGAGCCACCGACUCCUCCGAAUCCGAGGUCGCCGGUCACCGGAAUGACCGUUCUCAAGGUUUGCCUGGUAGCUCAGGGAGCAUGGCCACCUCGCAUCAGAAGCCAGGGCAGGUCAUGGAUGGAUGGAAUGACAAUGCCGGCAAGUUCAAUGCAGAUUCACAGGCAUUGUGGUCAGGAAGGCACCACAAUCACAAGGUUGCUUCACCUCUGAAGAGCCCAAGGUCAAUUUCAAGCAGGAACAAGGCCCGGUUGAUCGAAGCAGCAGUCAGGGUUCUCGAACCCGGUCUGCAGUCCAGAAAUCGCCACCGACAGCGACAUGCACGCUUGGAGUAUCCAUGUAACGGCGAUGGUGUGGCGACUACUUCUGCUCCUGCUGCUGCCAUACAUAAUUCGCCGGAUCAAUUCUCAAGGGAAAUGGGGAAUGUUGGUGCAUCAAUGUCUGGUGCUGGCAACGUAGGAGCUGCCUCUCUGCACAAUCCUGCUCCCAGACAGUGGUCUGAAGAGAACUGCAAGAAGGUUGCUGCUGAUAGGAAGCCAAACCAGCAUGUACCAUGGCAAGGGCAACCUGGAGGAAACAUUAAGGCUUUGCCUGUAAGCAACUCGAGUGAGAAGGCUAGGUUUAAGGAAAGUGAUGCGAUGAUCCUCAAUGCUGCCGCUGAUACAUAUCAAGAUGUCCGAAAAGUUCAGCCGAGGAGCGCAUCCCGUGGGAAUGUUGCUUCUGGCCCUCUCAAGCAGAACAACCUGAAGCAGAACGCAUUGCCUACAGCUUCUAGAACAGAAGAUCCACAUCAUAUGAUUCAGAGGCAGAAGCAUAGAAAUGGGGAGCAAUAUGUGGCGAGCACAGGGAAGGAUUUUGUUUCUUUGAACAAAAGUGUGAACAGCAGUACAUCUUUGAGGUCCAAAGGAAAAGUAAUGGAUGAAAUUCGCCUGCCACGUAGCAAUGCGCAGAACAAGAACCUGAGCACAAAAGGCCAUCGAACCGGUGGCCUAAGGAGCGAUAGCUCUAACAAACCGAAGCCAAGGACUGCAUCACCAAAAACUAUGGAGAAAGAUAUGAUAAUUGCAAAAGGCGCAGGGUUGGUUAGCGAGAAGCCGAAGACUGCCAGCCCAAACUAUGUUAGGAAUGACUUGCUGAGACCGGUAGAGCCGCGGAAUGCUUCCAGGUGUAACGACUCGGACAUUGUUUCUUUCACUUUCAGCUCACCGAUGAAGGCUACCCCUGCUUCUAUGCUCGGCAAAAACACUAGUGCUGUUCUGGGAUCUGCAAAUGGUCCUAAAAGAAACUCUCAUAGGGACUGUCAAAAUAUUUCUUCAGAAAGGGAAUUGGUUUUCAGGGAAAAAUUACGAGGCACAUCAAGCAUGGACGAUGCAGAAUCAGUCUGGUUUAAUCGAGAUGAGUUGAAGAACAGAGAUAUUCCUGGAAGCAGAGUAAGAGUAACCUCUUCAUGGUCUGAGGAGGCUAGUGAUGUGCCCGUCCUACGAAGAUCGUCAAGCGAGGAACUUCUGCGGGAGCUAGACAGUCUGAUGCAUGUCUUCGGGGAGCUUCCUAAUUCCGUCGAGUUGUGUGAAACUCAUAAAAAGCUUGAGCUCCUUGGCCGCUGCCAUCUGCAGGCCAACGGGAAAGCUAAUGAUACAUCUCGAUCUGUGCCUGGAGGCAACCGACAAGGAGGAAGACUCCGGCCUACAUAUGCAGAUGAGAACUGCACUUCUGGGAACUCAAACUACACUAAAGAGGCUCAACUCGAAGACAGACGCCUGUCAGAGACUUGUGCGCCGCCAUCUAGCGCGCGAGACGCGGCCACCGAGAGAAACGCCAGGCGAGCCGAGCCUAACUCUGGCCAGCAUGGCGCGUGCCGUCUUGCGCCGGCGGUGCAGGGCAGCAAGUCGGCGCGCCUUGGGCAUGCCGAGGUCACAUCGACCGUCGAUCUGCUGCUAGCAAACGUCUGCUCCUCCGGCCUACACCAUUCCAAGGGGACCUUCCUCCUGAGAACAUCCGAGUCUGUGCUCGCCACCCUGACCCCGAGAGGCUCCACCACCACCAACAGCAGACCCAAGGCCUCGGGAGCGAGCCCGCUGCGGAGCCUCGCGUCCGACCUGGUCACGGAGUGCCUGGACUCGAUGUGCGCCGAGCUCUGCGACUCUGGCUACACGCCGUUCGCGAGGCUCGCCGCGAUGGUCCGCUCAGAGCAGCGGCUGGCCGCAGAGGUGCGGAAGGAGGCGGCUAGGCACGGUGACAUGGCGGGGCAGGACCUGGGCGACCUCGCCGCCGGCGACGUGGAGCGCGCGGUAGCGGCCGGCGUGGCGCGCGAGGCGUUCCGGAUCGGCGCGCUGAUCGAGCGGGACCUGGUGCAGGAGCUGGCGCACGAGCUCGGGCUCGACAUGCUCAGAGCGGCGGCCGUAAACUUGUAA